Drosophila willistoni is the source of this 1118-nucleotide messenger RNA. RefSeq names its product phytanoyl-CoA dioxygenase domain-containing protein 1 homolog (gene Phyhd1). NCBI's taxonomy places the organism in Eukaryota, Metazoa, Arthropoda, Insecta, Diptera, Drosophilidae. The transcript has 3 exons. The coding region runs from base 82 to 948 and encodes 288 amino acids. The record is from RefSeq and is a predicted model, not a curated record.
ACGAACGCUGAAGAAAAUAAGAGUGUUUUAAUUUAAAAUUGUUUAUAUUUUAUUAUUAAAUAAUUGAAACAGACGAACAAAAUGCAUAGCAAAUUAUUGGAUGAGCUCAAUGAGAAUGGCUUCAUUGUCAUCGAGGAUUUUCUGACACCGGAAGAGGUCGAUUCGCUGUAUCAAGCUGGACGUGCUCUAUGCAUGGAGGCUCCACAAACGAAUCGGAAAAUCUUCAGUACCAUCAAGGCAGAAGAUGCUCACAGCAAGGAAUUGUAUUUCAUGGAAUCGGGCGAUAAAGUGCGCUAUUUCUUCGAGAAGGGAGCGGUGGGCGAGGAGGGUCAACUGCUGGUGGAUCCCAUGAUUGCUUUGAACAAAGUGGGUCAUGCACUACAUGUGGAGCAUUCAACAUUUAAUGCCGUGACCUUUAGCAAUCGUGUGCGUGAGAUUUGCUGGCAAUUGAAUUUCAAUCGUCCAGCUGUCUGUCAGAGCAUGUAUAUCUACAAGAAUCCUGGCAUUGGCGGUGAAGUUAUUUCGCAUCAGGAUUCUUGGUAUUUGCAUACAGAUCCAAAUUCCGCUGUGGGUUUCUGGUUUGCCCUCGAGGACUGCACUUUGCAAAACGGUUGCCUUCAGUUCAUCAAGGGCUCACACAAAAGUGGAGUACAUCGUCGUUAUGUACGUAAUCCCGAUAAAGAUGCCAAUGAAUUGAUGGUCUAUGAUCGUGCGGCUCCCAUCUAUCCACAGUCCAGUUUUACGCCAUUGCAAGUGAGCAAAGGCACUUGCAUCAUCAUUCAUGGCAAUGUGGUUCAUAAAAGCGAACCGAAUCGCUCUCAGAAAAGUCGCCAUGCCUACACGUUCCAUGUGAUUGAGACAGAGAAUAAUGUGAAGUAUUCAGAGGAUAAUUGGCUGCAAGCGCCGCAGGAUAAACCCUUCCCAGUACUGUUUGAGCGUAAAGACUAGAGAUUGAGACGCCGAUCGUGAUCAUUUUCUUUUGGUAUUCUUUCCACCUAAGUUUAUAGUGAUUUUUAAGUAUGAUUUUAUAUAUGUACAUAUGUACAUAUAUAUAACUAACUAUUCAUAAAUAAAGCAUAAUGAAACGAUUUCAAUGAAUCGUGAGAAUAUAACAAAUA